AUGAACCAACUGAAACAAAUCCAUGCACAGACAAUCACAAAUGGUAUCUCUCGUUUCACCUUCAUAACCAGCAAAAUCUUAGCUUUUUGCGCCCUAUCACCACAUGCUAGUGAUUUACACUAUGCGCAGACUCUUUUCAAUCGUAUUCCAACACCCCAUGUCUUUGAUUUCAAUUCCAUGAUACGGGGUUUUUUGCAAAGCUCAAAACCUGAAAUGGGUCUCUUUGUUUACAGAAAAAUGUUAAGUCUUGGCAUUGCACCAAAUGCUAGAACUUUCACGGUUUUAGCUAAGGCUUGUUUUUCUUUAUUUUUGCUUGAUAUGGUUCAUGUUCAUGUGCUUAAAUUGGGACAUAUUUGUGACGUUUUUGUUACUAGUUCUGUUGUAAGUAUGUACGCUAAUUUUGGAUUAAUGGAUAAAGCUUGUGCUGUGUUUGAUGCUAAUUUGAACAGGAAUGUGGCUUGUUGGACUAGUUUGAUUAGUGGGUAUUGUGGUAAUGGUUUUGUUUCUGAAGCGCGCGAAGUGUUUGAUUCAAUGCCUGAGAGAAAUGAUGUUGCUUGUAGUGCAAUGGUUUCUGGGUAUGUGAAAAACCAUUGUUUUAAUGAGGCAAUUGGGUUGUUUCAGGAGUUGAAGAGUUUUGAUAAUGUGAAGCUUAAUGCGUCUCUUUUGGUCAGUGUUCUUAAUGCUUGUGCAGUUGUAGGUGCAUUUAGAGAAGGGAAAUGGGUCCAUGAUUUUGUAGAUAAAAAUCAUUUUGAGUAUGAACUUGAGUUGGGAACUGCAUUUAUCGACUUCUAUGCAAAGUGUGGGUGCAUUGAGAAUGCUUGUGAAAUUUUCAAUAAGAUGGUGUAUAGAGAUGUAAUGACUUGGAGUGUGAUGAUAUUAGGGCUGGCCAUGCACGGGAUGAAUGAUGCAGGACUUGAACUUUUCCAGGAGAUGGAAAAAAGGGGACCUAAACCUAAUGCUGUGACUUUUGUUGGAGUUCUUACUGUGUGUAAUCAUCAAACAUUGGUUAGUGAAGCAUGGCGGUUAUUCAGUCGGAUGUGUAAAGUUUAUGGAAUUCAUCCUCUGAUUGAGCAUUAUGGGUGCAUGGUUGAUCUAUUGGUUCGAGCUGGACUAGUUAAGGAGGCUGAGAUAUUGAUAAAGAGUAUGCCAAUGGAACCUGAUGGAGCUAUAUGGGGAUCAUUGCUACAUGGAUGUGUAAUGCGUGGUCAAAUUGACUUAGUUGAGCGGGUGGGAAGGCUUGUGAUUGAGUUAGAGCCACAACACGGUGGACGGUAUGUCCUUCUAGCCAACAUCUAUGCCUCUAUGGGUUGCUGGGAAGAUGUGAUAAGACUCAGGAAACUGAUGAAAGAUAGGGAAGUAGUCACAGUUUCUGCUUGGAGCUUCAUUGAGGUUGAUGGGGUUUUUCAUAAGUUUGUAGUUGAUGAUAAAUCUCAUUCUCAUCGGGCAGACAUCUACAAAACAUUGAAUUUACUGAGAAAGGAACUUGAAGGUUUCUCUGUUGCAAAUGUUGCACUAUUAAGUUGA
Mangifera indica (mango) is the source of this 1524-nucleotide messenger RNA. RefSeq names its product pentatricopeptide repeat-containing protein At5g66520-like. Gene Ontology annotation, biological process: RNA modification. Bases 1 to 1524 code for a protein of 507 amino acids. NCBI's taxonomy places the organism in Eukaryota, Viridiplantae, Streptophyta, Magnoliopsida, Sapindales, Anacardiaceae. Gene Ontology annotation, molecular function: RNA binding; protein binding. The record is from RefSeq and is a predicted model, not a curated record. The transcript has a single exon.